Molecule: messenger RNA, 2428 nt
Organism: Linum trigynum
Lineage: Eukaryota; Viridiplantae; Streptophyta; Magnoliopsida; Malpighiales; Linaceae
Source: the annotation of a GenBank genome assembly
UACUCACUCAAAAGAAAAAAAGCAAAAGCAACAGCUGGCCUGCCAUCCUUUCUCUCUCCCUCUGCGUCGACUCUCUCUGAAGAUCGAAGAUGGCGGUGAAGGACGCCAUAAAAGCGGCUGCGGCAAGGUUUGGAGCGGCCAUUGGAGGGUGUUUCGAGUACCUGUGGGCUCCCCUGAUUCUGGCCUACUUGGCAGCGUUCGCCUCCUUCAUCGUGGCUUUCGGCGACUACUUCACCUGGCCGAAGGAUAAGCAAACCGCUUUUGGAAGGGGUUUUUUGGGGGUUACUCUCGCUCUCGUCAUGGCUCAUGCCGUCGGCACCACCGCGCUCAUCGUCAAGACCAACCGCAACUGGGAUGAUAUGGAGGCUCACAUGGCGAAGUGGUGGGUGAACGCAACUCUCCAAUGCUUUUUGUUCGCCCAUGGUUGCCUUCUCAACUACGUCGUGUACUACUCCCGUGCCACCGUCUGGACCUUGGUCGUGGUCUCCAUCUACGCCUUCGCUAUCUCCCAGGCGGCAAAGUUCCCCCCGGCUACUUGGACGGCACUACACUCUGGUUCGGAGCCACCCUCAUCUAUACAUGGGGUCCACCCUUUGCCGGGGGCAGUGUGAAGGACCCGAUCUUAGUGUCGUUGGUCAUCGCCGUCCUUUGCUACACCAGGAGUUUCCUCGACCGCUACCAACCCGCGCCGCCGCCCAACCAUGCAGCCCGCGACCGCGAGUAAAUGGGCCGCGACGGUGCUCAGUGUCAGUGAUCCCCAGCUGCCUGGCAUCAUCCCCAUUCCCCUGCCAUCCAAUUCGUACCGCCACUGUUUAUUCCCUAUCUUAUAUUACUGCAAAUUGGAAUAGGGCCGGCUUUUAUUUCCUCCAUUAUAUAUAAUUACUGCAAAAUGGAAUGGGGCUUUUUCUGUUUAUUAAGCUACUGCAAAUGUAAUCAUUGAUGAAUGAUGAAUGACUAUGAUGCUAAUUACCAAAUUGAUUACGUCCAAGUUUUAUUAACAAUGCAUGCAUGCAAUCUAAUACCAUUAACCAAGUACGUAAACUAACUUAACUUAAUUCCACUACUAACUUAACCAAACUAAAGCCUAAUUAAUCCGUUAAUCGUGUGUCAACCAAUAUAACACGUUAUCUAAUCCCAUCCAUCCAAUCUAUAAUUCUGCUAGCUAGAUAAUCGGAUUCCAGUUAAAUUGAUUUUCAGUCUUUACCGUAGCCUUUUCUUGGGUUGGCCUGGCCAUUUUCAAGCCUUUUUCUUUGUGGCCCUGGCCCACUAACGUACCCUUUUGUUGGGUCAGAAACUUAGGGAGGGGACGGGGGUUAUAUAUUAGCAGUUGUGGGUAAGAACGGGGACUGUGAUAUUUUUUUUUUAUGAAAAAAAAUAAAAUAAAAAACCUUAUAAGGAUGACAAGUCUAGUACACUCACGUACGUUUUGCUAUUAACCUACCUACUUAUUACGUACGUGCCACUAUUUCGGUGCUGAGUGUCACAUAUAUAACGUAACUCUAAGUCGAAUUUUACAUUUUCAUUGAUAGGAUUACUUUAAUAUCACAUAUGAUCACAACUAAUCAAUGCAUUGACCUAAACUUUUUAGACCAUCAAUUUUGAACCCUAUAUCCUAAAUCCUUCAAAUCAUAGUAAAUCUUCAAUGAUUCUUGUGCAAAUUCAUGUGCUCUAUUCUCCAUCACAUCUCAAGUGAAGAUCGACAUCGUUUCGACAUCAAUCGUCUAUUUAAAAUGACGAUUAUUAGGCGACUACUUUGAAUUCAUUAAAAAAGAAAAGUGUGUGCACAUAAGGCAAAACAAUAUAUAUUCCCACUCCCUUCGUUUUUCUCGGAACACGUAAUCGCAAUGACUCGAGAGUAUCAUCAAGAUUUGGGAGCGCCAAAGACCUUCUUACUUAGAAUCCAAUAUAUGACAAAAAAAAAUCCAACAAAUAACACCAAUAUUCAAAUGUUCGUACUUAGAAUUUAAAAUAUGUAAAACAAAUAACACUUAAUAUUCAAAGAUAAUUCAAAUCCUUAUUUCUCUCAUUGAUCAUUCUAAAUCAAAGUUAUUUAUGCUCAUCUUCCAAGCCACACUCACUACAGGAAAAUUCUCCUCCGACUAACAGGUAAUUCUCAUGACUGAUAUUUGAACACGGUAACACUAUCGUGAUUAAACUAUGAAAUAGUCACAAGAUUUUCCAUGAUUGUGAUCAAUUUACAGUAACGAGUUUUGUCUCAAUGGUCACAGAGGGUCGUGAUCGUUGGUCAUUAUAAUCAUAGGAAAAUCAAUUUACCCGUGAUUUUGGUACAAAUAUUUUUUUAUGGGUGUCGCAACCGCUCCUCGAGAUCGGGGAGCCGUCCUGCGAUGCUCGGAGUUGCCAUCGACCUUAAUUGGAGUGGAUCGAAUGAUAUCGAUGUGAAUAUAUCCUAUAAAAUAAUCAUUCAUGA